Molecule: messenger RNA, 3303 nt
Organism: Cotesia glomerata
Lineage: Eukaryota; Metazoa; Arthropoda; Insecta; Hymenoptera; Braconidae
Exons: 3
Coding region: 2572-3057 (161 amino acids)
Source: RefSeq, a predicted model, not a curated record
AUGUAUUCCUUAGUAGAGCUAGCCAACAAUUCUUACGAUAUUGUUCCAGCAAAUAAUGUUAUCUCUUUGGAUGAUACUGAUACUUGUGUCGUAAAAUAUGCAGGAGGAAAAAAAUUAAAAGGCCGGUUUAUCUUAACAGCUAAAACGCAAGAAGAAUUAAAUACAUUUAGAAAGAAACUAAUAUCACCAAAAAUAUCUAUUAGAAAAUGUGAAAUAUUAAAAAAUAAAGUGGUAAAAAUAUCAAAACGCAACUACAAUCAUAGUCAUACUGGAAAUACAUUAAACUCAGCAACAACAUCAACAGCCGUCGAUAAAAAAUUAACACCAGCAAUUGAUAUAAACCUUUCUUAAAUACAAGUACCUAACAAUAAUGAUAACAACAAUAAGCAAACAAAUGUGUAUCACGUGGUUUCUGAUCUUCUUUCCUCAACUCCCAAAAAUAAGUUUUGUCUUUCAAGUGAUCUUGAAAGCAGUGUCACAAGUGAAAUGUCUAGGAUUGCUGAAAAAGUCACUAAUGUGAUUGGAGAUAAGUGGUUAAAUAAUUCUAAUCAAUCUAACUCUUGUAUUUCACAUGAUAAGAUUAGUAGCGCCGAAAUUUUAAAAUCUAAAAAAAUUCAAAUGUCACCUAAUAUAGAUGACUCUCAAAAUUUAACUUCACCUUUCGAAACUUUACAUGAAAAUUCCAUCAAUCCUGAUAGUGAACAAAUUUCUGAGCAACUAACAUUUGAAAAAAAUACUGAAGCGAGUAGCUUAAUAGAGAACUCCCAAAAUGAUCCUGAUUACAGUCAAGAUGCGAGCUUUAGUGGUGAAAAUAUUAACUCCUCUAAAAAUGAUAAAAAUUGUGAAUCUUUAUUAACUGAGUGUGAAAGCCAAGAUGCCUCAACAAUUAAUGAACCUGCAACUGUGGAUCCGAGAAAUUUAAAAAUUUUGACUUCGAAAACCAAACAAAAAAAAUUCAGAGUAAAAAGUUAUUUUUGCCCGUAUUGCCAUUCUGUACAAACUAAAUUUGCUCGGCAUUUAGAAUUGAAACAUAAAGAUAAUCCAGCAGUUCAACAAUUCAUAUCGUAUGAUAAGAAAAACAAACGACGAGCUCAACUAAUUGCUAUCAUUCGGAAAGAAGGACGUUAUCUACACAACACAAGUAAAGAAUUUAACACCGGAAUUCUCAUGACUGCUCGGCAACGCCAGAGAGGAAAAAAAUUUAAAAAAAAAGCUAGUGAUUAUGUAUGCUGCGCUAAAUGUAAAGAUUGGUAUUCUAAAGCUACAAUUAGGAUGCGUUUCGUCAAAUGCGAUGAAAAUCACAAAAAAGGUGAACGUGAAAUCUUAAAAAAAGGACAACGCAAGGCAAAUUUUAUACAUUCACGCGCUAACGAUGUACUGCGUCGAGAUAUCUUUCCUGUAUUUAAAGACGGAAUUUUGAAAGAAACGAUUGCGUUUGAUGAAUUUCUCAUCUUGUAUGGAAAUAAGCUUUGCGACAAAUAUUCACACAAAAGAGAGUAUGAUAUGAUUAGGGCAGAAUUAAGAUAUCUUGCUAAGCUUUUAAUUGCUGCCGAAAAAAUUGAUAGUAGUAUCAAAGAUUAUUCUUCAUUGUUAAGACCGAAACAUGUUGAAACAGCUAUCAGAGCAGUGAAAAAAGUUGCGAAAUGGGAUAAAAAAAAAUCUAAGUUUAUAACACCGUCAAAUGCAACACGACUAACUACAUCCAUCAAAAAGAUUGCAUUGAAAUUCCGUUCAGAAUGCAUAAAAAAUGAAAAUGAUCAUCUGAAAAAAAAAGUAGAUAAUUUUAUAGAACUUUGGACUGAAGAAGUUCCAACCCUUAUAAAUAAAAAAGCUGUCCAAGACCAACAGACUUUACGCAGGAACAAUGAGGAAGAACUUCCUGAAAAAGAAGACAUCAAACUUUUGUAUGAUUAUUUGAAACAAAAAUGCUUGGAUUGCUUAAGCAAUCUUAAGGAAUCAUUUCAUUUAUUAACUUAGGAAUCCUUAGUUAACUACACAGCAGUAUUCGUCCAAAUAUUUAACCGGCGCAGAUCAGUUGAUGUUGAAAUGAUGGUACUAGAUGAUGUGAAAAAACCAAUCAAAAUAAACAGAGAGAUUAACCCCGACAUUUUUGAGAAAUUAUCGAGUGAAUCAAAAAAAUUGGCCGAAAAGUUCACUCGGAUUAUAACGCGAGGUACACGCGGUCGGCCAAUUCCUGUGUUGCUUCACCGCUUUGUCGUAAAGUGUAUUAAAGCAAUUAAUAAGUAUCGUAUUCAAGCUGGAGUCAAAAAAAAUAAUAAUUAUGUUUUUUGUCGGGCAACUUCCAACUCUUUCCAUAAACCGUACAUUAGAAUUUAUCCUCUGUUACGGAAAUAUGCUGAAGAAUGUGGUGCUCAAUAUCCAGAACGACUGAGGGCGACAAAACUACGUAAGCACGUUGCUACGUGUACCGCCAUGAUUGGCUUAGAUGAUAUGGAUGUAGACCGGUUGGCCAAUUUUAUGGGUCACCAUUAGGAGAUCCAUAAAAAUAUCUACAGAGUAGAUGUACCAGUUGCAGAAAUCACUCUUGUUGGCAAGUUAUUGAAAUCAGCGAUGUCUAGUCGAAAGAAUAAAAACUCUGAAGAAAAGUAUGAAAGUAGCAGUAGUAGUGAUGAUAGUAAUGAUGAAUAUGAUGAGGACAGUGAAAACUGUAUUUUAGAGCCAGAAUUAGAACAAAGUAACGAGAGAAAAGUGUCUGUCAAAAUAUCUCACCAGUUAAACAAGCGCCAACGUACUAGUACUGAUGAAAGGAGUAAGAAGAAAAGAAAGAUUAGCUCUCGCACCGAAAAUGUCGAAGAACUUGAGAAACGUAAAAUUAUACGAAAUCAAUGGACUGAUGAGGAAAACGCUGCUGUCGUUAAUGAAUUUGGCACACUAGAACUAUUAAAAAAGGUGCAAUCUGUCUCCAAAUGUCAAAAUGUUAUUAAUAAUAAUCCAGCUUUAAAAAUAAGAACUGUAGAACAAUUGCGAGCACAUAUUAAUAAUCAACUUCGAAAACGAGAACGCUUAAAAUCAUCUACAAAAAAUCUAGAUGAAUAACUUUCUAAAAAAAUUGGUUAAGCUUAUAAUUUAUGUUCUAUGUUAUGGUGAUCAAGUAUUUUUUUGUAUGUUUAUUUUGAAAAAAAUUUUCAUUAAAUUUUCUCAGACAAAUGUUGAGAAAAAAUCCACUAUACUAUUGAACGUAUAAAUUCAUGCCGGUUUGAGAAUAAGAAUUCUCAUAUAUUAUGAAGUGAUUAUUUAAAGCUGACCUAACAAAAUGCGUAUAUGAUUUCAAGAAAUACUUAC